AUGCUCCACCUCGUAAAACCCCUCCUCCGCCCCCAUCUCCGCCGCAUGCGGUGGGCCCACUCCAAGGCCCCAAAGCCCCCCAAACCGCCGCAAGCCCCUCCCAAACCCCCCAACCCGCCGCAAAAACCCGAAGCCUUCACCCUCCACGACCACACGUGGCACGACCCCUACAGCUGGAUGUCCAAGCUCAACGACAAGGUCGCCAUGCGACACAUGGACAUGUACAUGGAACAGGAAGACAACUACACCCAAGCUGUCAUGUCCGGCACCGACCGCCUCCAAAGUAAGCUCCAGUCCGAGAUGGCCUCCCGCUUAUCCUUCGACCUCUCCACUCCUCCCCUCAAAUUCGGACCAUGGUUGUACUACCGGCGCGUGGAGGAAGGGAAGCAGUUUCCGGUGCUGUGUCGGCGACUCGCGAGUUUACAAGACGAGUUCAUUUCUCAUAACUUGCCGUCUGCUGGGUUCGAUUUCACUUCCGGGAAGAGAAUUGAGCAGAAGCUCAUUGAUUACAAUCUAGAAGCUCAAAGAUUUGGAGGCUAUGCAUAUGAAGAGUUAUCUGAAGUUUCGCCGGAUCAUCGGUUUAUUGCUUAUACAAUGUAUGAUAAAGACAAGGACUUGUUUAGGUUGUCUGUUAGGAACUUGAAUUCUGGUGCAUUGUGUAGUAAGCCUCAAGCGGAGCGUGUUUCGAAUUUGGCUUGGGCCAAAGACGGGCAGGCGCUGCUUUAUUGUGUUACUGAUCAGAACAAGCGGCCGUAUAGGAUAUAUUGUAGCAUGAUUGGAUCGACUGAUGAGGACGUUUUGGUUUUUGAAGAAUCGGAUAAUGAUGUGUUUGUCAACAUUAGACACACCAAGGAUUUCCGGUUUGUGACUGUAAAUACCUUCUCGAUUGAGUCUUCCAAGGUCUUUUUGAUAAAUGCAGCUGAUCCACUGUCGGGGAUGGACUUAGUUUGGCAGUGUGAAGGUAUAGCGCAUUGCAUAAUUGAGCAUCACCAAGGCUGUCUUUUUCUUUUUACAGAUGCUGCCAAAGGAGGGCAGUCAGUUGAUAACCACUAUCUCCUUCGUAGUCCUGUGGAUUCUUCUAGCAGUCCAAGAAUAUGGGAGGAUGUAUUUGUCAGUGACCCAGACUGGGUUGUUGAGGACAUGGAUUUCAGUCAUACACACUUGGUACUUAAUAUAAGGGAAGGGCGAAACUUUAGACUUUGUUCUGUUGCUUUACCUUUGCCUGCUGGGAAGGGACCAGUUCAUCUAAAAGAGCUUCAUCCACAAUUCUUGCCUCUUCCAAAAUAUGUUUCACAAAUUUCACCUGGGCCAAAUUAUGACUACCAUUCAUCAAAUAUGCGCUUUACAAUAUCAUCACCUGUGAUGCCAGAUGCUGUGGUUGAUUAUGACCUGUCAAAUGGAAACUGGAAGAUCAUUCAACAGCAGAAUAUUCUCCAUGAAAGAACAAAGGUUUUGUAUGGAACAGCUUCUUCAGCAAGCAUCAGUGAGAACACCUUAAAUACAGAUGUUUUCAAUUCUGCAAAUGAAGUCAGCCCUGAUGAUCAGCAGUUGUGGAAUGAUCUUUCUGAAUUUUAUGCUUGUGAACAGCAUAAUGUCUCUUCUUAUGAGGGAGUCUUGGUUCCAUUAACUGUUGUGUACUCUCGCAAAACCAAGAAAGAGGAUCAGAACCCUGGAUUGCUUCAUGUGCAUGGAGCUUAUGGUGAGCUACUCGAUAAAAGGUGGCGCAGUGAAUUGAAAAGCCUUCUUGAUCGUGGUUGGAUAGUUGCAUAUGCUGAUCUUAGAGGUGGAGGCGGUGGAGGUAAGAAGUGGCAUUAUGAUGGAAGACGUACAAAGAAGAUAAAUUCCAUCAAGGAUUUUAUAUCAUGUGCCAAUUUCCUUGUUGACAAAGAAAUUGUCCAUGAAAAGAAACUUGCUGCAUCGGGUUAUAGUGCUGGAGGACUUGUAGUUGCUUCAGCCGUCAAUCAAUGCCCACAUUUGUUUACUGCUGCAGUUUUGAAGGUUCCAUUUCUAGAUGCAACAAGCACUCUUCUCUAUCCCAUUAUACCGCUCACAGCUGCUGAUUAUGAAGAGUUUGGAUACCCCGGGGACAUUAAUGAUUUUCAUGCUAUACGCGAUUACUCUCCAUAUGACAAUAUUCAGAAGGGUGUUCUCUAUCCAGCUGUACUGAUUUCCUCAUCUUUCAAUACACGUUUUGGAGUGUGGGAAGCUGCAAAAUGGGUUGCACGAGUUCGUGAACGUACAAUUUACGACCCAAAGCGUCCAAUACUGCUUAAUUUGACAACAGACAUAGUAGAGGAAAACAGGUACCUCCAAUGCAAGGAAUCGGCACUAGAGACUGCAUUUCUUAUAAAGGCAAUGGAAUCGUAGAGACUGCAUUUCUUACUCAGUACUGAAUCUGUUGGUCAGCAACACAGAAACUAGCUGUGGG
Messenger RNA from Fragaria vesca subsp. vesca, 2428 nucleotides. RefSeq names its product protease 2-like. The transcript is spliced from 11 exons. Gene Ontology annotation, molecular function: serine-type endopeptidase activity. The record is from RefSeq and is a predicted model, not a curated record. Bases 1 to 2367 code for a protein of 788 amino acids. NCBI's taxonomy places the organism in Eukaryota, Viridiplantae, Streptophyta, Magnoliopsida, Rosales, Rosaceae. Gene Ontology annotation, biological process: proteolysis.